UAUGAUAUGAGUCUGAUACUGUCCCAAUCUCUCUCUCUCUAUUUGGAAAAAAACUUGAACAACUUGACGAACCGUUCAAUUCAACCAUGGCGACUCAGAUCGCGAAAUGCCUGGUCUCCGUACUGAUAGCAGCUCUGUUCCUGACACUGGCGAGCUCGGACGCCCCUUUCAUCGUCGCCCACAAGAAGGCCACUCUCACCAGGCUCAAGUCCGGUGUCGAACGUGUCUCCGCGUCCAUCGACAUCUACAACCAAGGAUCUGCGACUGCAUAUGAUGUAAGUCUAACUGAUGAUAGCUGGUCCAAAGAUGUUUUUCACAUUAUCAGUGGAAACACUUCAAUGUCAUGGGAAAGGCUUGAUGUUGGCGCUCUUGUAUCGCAUGAUUUUGAAUUGGAGUCCGAAGUACAAGCACUGUUCUAUGGUGCACCAGCAGUUAUCACAUUCCGCAUCCCCACAAAGGCUGCUCUACAGGAGGCUUAUUCGACUCCAAUUCUGCCUUUAGAUAUCCUCGCAGACAGACCUCCGGUGAAAAAGUUUGAGUGGGCUAAGACUUUGUUGGCAAAGUAUGGAUCCUUGAUUUCUGUGAUCUCCAUUAUGGCUUCGUUUGUCUACCUGGUUGCAACCCCAUCAAAAUCUAAUGCUGCAAAAGGAAGCAAGAAGAAGCGCUAAUGAAUAAAGAGGCUAACACCCUUGGUAACAUCCAUUAGCAGGUCUGCCAUUAGCUUCAGUUUGAGGCAAAUAGUUUGUCAAAAUCUAGUGUUGUUAGUCAAAGAGUUUUUUUCCCCUCCCCCUUGUUUACUUUAGGACUUCGUUUGUGAAAGUUUCUAAUGAAGUGGGUGUUUGGGAAGUGGCUAUUAUUUAGACUUUUUGACUUUUUGGCUAUUCUAAUUUUUGUGUUUGGGAAAAUAUGAUGGAUUUUUAUUUGAGUUGUUGUAUUGGAAAAUGUGUUUAAAAUGAUGUGAGGCUAAAAUGACAAAUUUGUCUCUAACUCACUUUUUCCAAAAUUGGUCGAAAGGGGUAAAAUUGUCAUUUCCUAUCUAUGGGACUAGGCUGUCUCCACUGCCGGCUGCUUUUUUUUAAUUAAUAUAAAUAAUUGAUUUAAU
Messenger RNA from Camellia sinensis, 1102 nucleotides. Lineage: Eukaryota; Viridiplantae; Streptophyta; Magnoliopsida; Ericales; Theaceae. The record is from RefSeq and is a predicted model, not a curated record.